AUGAAUAGUGGUGCUCUCACAGGCCCAGUAAACACUACGACUGCAAUAGUCGCCACUACCACCACCUCUCAAACAGUUGCGACUACAAUAGCCACAACCUGUUCACCUACUGCGCCUGCAAUAUCUAAUACCACAAAUCGAGUGCGAGCGCAAGUAGCGUGCGAUUCAUGUAAACAACGGAAAAAGAAAUGUACCAAAAUUGAUGACGAACCAUGCGUAGAUUGUGAAAAAAGAAUAGAACAUAAACCCCAGAUUAGAGGCCUAUACCGAUACCAUGCUGAAUCAUAUAAUCUAGACCAGACGGAUCAGCAUCACGAUCCUCCAUCGUCAUUCGUACCGAUCAAUGUAAUAGGGGUAUCGUCGCAAGGUCAUCAAUCCGUUGGAGGCCUGCAUGAGCCAGGGUCUUAUAGUUCAGGCCAGGCGGAGUUGCAACAAGUUUCUCCUGUAUCGUACGGAUCCCUAUCUCAUUCUUGCGCCCAUACAACCGAAUUAUUAAUGCCAAUGAAUGCAGUUCAACAAAAUCGAACAAGAAAUGUAGGAGAAUCAUCACCUACACUCGGGCCACCGGUCCAAUAUCCAUGUCAACACUCGAUUAAUGGAGUAGGUCAUCAAUCUGUUGGAGACCUGUACGAGCCAUACCAGAUUGGACCUUAUAAUUUAAGCCAAGCGGACCGGCAACAAGUUUUUCUUGUAUCGUCCGGAGGAUCCCCAUCUCAUUUUUACGGCCAUCAUUCGGAAAAUAAUUCUAUUACAAAUGCACCAAUGAAUGCAGUUCAACAAAAUCGAACAAGAAAUGUAGAGGAAUCAUCACCUAUUACAAAUACACUCGAGCCACCGGUCCAAUAUCCAUCUGUAAUAUGUUCAGCACCCGUGCUAAUGACCAUAUAUGCCUGUCCGCGCUCCAAUAUUCAAGUCCAAUAUUCAUGUCAACACUCGAUUAAUGGAGUAGGUCAUCAAUCUGUUGGAGACCUGUACGAGUCAUACCAGGCUGGAUCUUAUAAUUUAGGCCAAGCGAACUGGCAACAAGUUUCUCCUGCAUCGUACGGAUCUCCAUCUCGUUUUUACUCGGAAAAUAAUUUUAUUGGAAAUGGAUUACCAAUACAAAUGGAUGCAGUUCGAACAAGAAAUGUAGGUGAAUCAUCACCACCGGUCCAAUAUCCAUCUGUAAUAUGUCCGCGCUCCAAUGUUCAAAUCCAAUAUUCAUGUGAACACUCGGCACCGAUUAAAGCAGGAACAUCACAAGGACAACAACAAAUGUUAGUAAGUCUGGGUAGAGAAAAUAACUCUCAAGCACAAAAUUCUUCGACCAUCGCAUCACCAACUCAUUUGGAUAAUACAAAUUAUUUAAACACGACUUCGGCUCCAGAAUUUCAGACAGCUAUAUCGCAAACUCCAGUACAUGUAAAUGGAGUCGAAGAUUAUACAUAUGAAGAUUAA
Messenger RNA from Dentiscutata erythropus, 1437 nucleotides. NCBI's taxonomy places the organism in Eukaryota, Fungi, Glomeromycota, Glomeromycetes, Diversisporales, Gigasporaceae. The record is from the annotation of a GenBank genome assembly.